AUGGCCGAAGCUUCAGGAGGCGAGGGUGGAUAUGUGUUCCGGGACCGGGAUCCCCCGCCAAGCUAUGCCGGAGAGAAUCCUCAGAGUACGUUUCGCCCCUUCCUCCCGGACUUGGAAUUAUGGCAAGCAUCGACAGACAUCCCGGUGGAGAAGCAGGGGGUCAAGUUGGUUCAAGGCCUCAAGGGGCCCGCCAAAGCAGCUGUCGACGCACUGCCGGUUUCGAGCAUAAAGGGCCCGGAUGGCUACAAGGAGGUGCUCAAGGCCCUGAAGGACGCCUUCCAGCCCUACGUCGAGACCGCGCUGCCGCGAGCGAUGGAGCAGGUCUUCUUUGGAGCGCCCAGGCACCAUAAGGAAAGCCUGGCGGACUAUCUGGUCCGGGCGAGCAAUGCGCAGGCCCUCCUCAAGGACGAGGGCGUUGACUUGCCGAGCAAGGCGGCUGGCUACCUUCUGUUCCGGCAGGCCAACCUGGAUUCAGAGCUGGAGGCUCGACUGACCACCUGGUUGGCCGGAGAUUUCUCCCGGGACAACGUGGUGGCUAACCUUCGGCGACUGGAGCGCGUGCACCAGGAGGGCUCCAAGACGGUCCUGCUCGCCGACUUCGGAGAUGCCGACGGCGAGGAGGCAGGCCACCUUGGAGAACAAGAAGCGUUCCUCUAUGACGGCCCCGAGGACGACUCGGGCGAGGACUUCGUCUACUUGAACGACGGCGACCUGGCAGAGGUGAUGGACGAAGACGAGGUGAUGGAAGCGUUGGCCACCUACCAGCAGGUGAGGCAGCACCUGAAGGACACCAGGCUGGGCCGCAAGUUCAGGAGGCCACCGCCUUUGGAAGGCAAGGGCGCCCACAAGUUCGGCAAGCAGUCUGGCGGCAAGUUUUCGGGCAACCCGGCUGGAAAGGGAAAGGGAAAAGGCCAGUUUUCCCCAGAAGCCCGACGAGUACACAUAGAGCAGCUCAAGCUGCGCACCCGCUGCCGCAGCUGUGGGCAAGUGGGGCACUGGUCGAAAGAAUGCCGAAAUGCCCCGCACAGCGCUUCCAGCCAGACCGGUGCUUCCUCGACGAGCCGCUCCAGUACCAGCUUUUACUGGUCGGCCGACUCGCCGACAAGGGCGGGCACGGCUACCUUCUUCACCUUCGGGGAGGCCAGAGAGAUGCGCGAAAACGAGUGCAGCCAAGCUCUUCUUCAGGACAGUGGCUUCGUAGGAGUUACCACAGCAGACCACCAGGCCUUGGUAGACACGUGCGCGCAAGAGGGCCUCAUAGGCAAGCCAGCUCUCCUUCGACUUUGUGACGCGCUUCGCGCUCAAGGCCUUCGCUGUCUGUGGUUGGACAAGGUGGCCGCAGCGCGCGGCAUUGGGGGCUCAGCUAAGACGGUUGGGGUCGUGGAGCUUCCGCUGGGGCUGGCCGGGGUGAGCGGGGUGUUGGAGGCAACUGUCGUCGCAGAAGACGUUCCGCUUCUACUUCCCGUUUCUCUCCUUCGUUCUCUGGGGGCGGUCCUUGACUUCCCGGGGGAAAAGCUAACUCUGACCGCCGUCCCCGUGGACAUGGCCAUGCAAGCUCUACCUAGUGGUCACCCCGCAGAGACAACACCGCCGCGACCAGCGGCAGAACGGCGAGUGGUAAACCGCGGCAGGCUGGCACUUCGAAACUGGCGGGUGGUCUUCGACAAGCUCUACUCCUUGCUGCGCUGGGGACACUAUCAUACCCUGGCCUCGCAAUUCAUGAGCGGGGCGCCUUUGCCUUCGGCGCCGAGCAGCAGUGGCACCGAGGUGGCCGCGGCCCUGGCUCCUACCGAGAAGGCCCGCUUCUACAAGGGCUAUCUCCAGGACCGCAAUCCCGAGAAGAUGGCUCCUAUCAAGGGGCUUCCGCCCCAGAGCCCGGAGACUUGCGCUCACGAGGCGAGGUUCCUCAAAGGAGGAGGGAAUGGCCACGCCAACUGGAUACAUUGUGCCCAGUGCCAUUCCCGAUGGAAGGUGUCGCCGAGGUCUGCGGCCAAGGUCACCGGGAGAGAGUUGGAGACAACGACCACGCCGGCGGUAACGACUUCCAAGGCGAAGGCGAAGCCAGGCACCAAACGGCAGGCCAAGACCGAGGGCACCAUGGAGCCGAGCACGGACGAGUUCCUCAAGGUGAUUGCGGACCAGCAGGAGAAACUCGAGCUAGCGGAGAGCCAGGUUGCGCUGCUGACGGGCAACACCAUCGACCUCACCUUGGCCGAGGAGGCGGCGGCUGCGCCGGGAGUCGACGACGAUCGUUCGGGAGUACAGCGGGAGACCCGCUUCAAGAGCAACCACUUCCCGACGAGCGACACCCGAGCCGAGUGGGCAGCGGCAGCCGAGAACUACCGGGUCGCGGCGAACCAGAUCGUGACCUACUACCAGGGAUUGAUGGCACAGAGGUCCCAGUCCGGGACCCAAGUUUUGGUGAAGGCCAGCCAGGCCAUGGUGAAAAGAUGGGCCAGAGUGCCAACGCCCGGUGUGGAGGACUUUGUGGUGAUCCGCGCCCGGGCUGGAAUGGAACGCCACGACCGGGCCGAGCACAGCACCCUCGACUGCGAUAAGCACGAGAUCUUCCUGGUGCUGGACGAGCCGGAGAUCGCCUACCUGGACGUGGCGGAGGAGGUCGGGGAAAUCUACCACGACCUCUUCGCGGAGCAAGGCAAGCUUGUAGGGGCAAGCUGGGCCGACGCCCCAGCCGAACUUGGGACAGAGGCGUCUCCUCUGGGCCGGGCGAAGGACUGGUGCGCCUGGACGCGAGCGGGAGCCGAAGCUAUCUUAGAGCUCCCGACCACCAGCAGCCGCGAGCAGGUUGACCAUGUGGCCAGCGUCGUAGAGGCCCUGAGAGCAAGCACUUUGAGGAGCUCGGCGGCCUACCUCCUCUACCGCAAGCAGGGCUUGGUGACGAACGUGACCGACACCGAGCGCUACUGGAUGGCGAAAGGCCUGCGAGGACCGGCUCAGUGCAGUUUAGAGGUCGAGGGCUUUCCGAUCGACCCCGACGCAGGUGCUGAGGAGGCAGAGCCGGCCGAUCCCGAGCCGGAGGUGAAGCAGCCGACCGAACGCGAGAAGGAGGGCAUCAUGAAGCUUCACCGCAACUUGGGCCCCGACAAAGCUACCCUCGCUAGAGUGCUCCGGGUGGGUGGCGCUCCAGAGUAUGCCUGGAAAUGGGUGAAGCAGGAGUUUCGCUGCCCUACCUGCGAGUCUGGUGUGCUUCCAAAGGCGCACCGGCCGGCCACAGUGCCGAGGAACUUCUCGCCGAACACCGCCAUGGCCAUUGACCUGAUAGACCUUCCGAGCUGGAAUGGGGCGAUGAUCAUCGUGGACCAGGGGACCGAGUACCUGAGCGACUUUCGCGACCGCUGCUCGCAGAUGGGCGUGGUGCUCCACGUCAUUGGGGCAAGGGCGCCGCAGCAAAACUCCAGGGCAGAACGGCACGGGGGGCUGUACAAGGCAAUGCUCCAGCGCGCCAAGUGGAUGAAUCCGCCGGCAAGCGCCGACGAAUACAAGGUCCUCCUCCGGGAGGUAGAGUCCGCCAAGAAUCGGCUGUCGGACCGCUCGGAAUAUUCCCCAGCACAGCGCGUGAUCGGCGAGAACCCAAAGACCACCGGCGAGCUGCUUUCGGACGAGCUGGUGGAGGCCGCUCUCCUUGGCGAUGGCCCGGAGAUUCAGAAGAAGGUGGCCGCAAGGACCGCGGCACAGAAGGCGUUCGCCGAGGUGAACAAUUCGCAAGCCAUUCGGCGGGCGCUGCGAGCAAGACCGAGGACCACGAAGGUUUUCCGACCAGGCGACAUUGUCUUCGUGUGGCGCACCUGGCGUUCCCAAGGGGUGCGCCGAGCCUGCUGGACGGGACCUGGAGUGGUGGUGCUUCCCGAGGGAGCCAACGCCUACGUCAACAUGAAAGGGCGGCUGUGGAAGUGCGCGAACGAGCACCUGAGGGACGGCACCUCCGAGGAGAUCCGCGGAGUGGAGGCAGUCAACGACAUCUUCCAGGACAUGGCUCAGCGCUUUAAGGCCACCGGCCGCGAGCACAGAGUGGUCACCGACCUCACGGGCGAUCCUUUACUACCGGGGUCGGAGCGCGAGUCCCAAGACACCGUGGAAGCAGAAGGGGAAGCCAGAGGCUUGCCCAGGGUUCGGAUAGAGGAGCCCGAGACGCCAGUGCCGGCCCUUCUUUUGGAGCCGCCGACGGCGCAAGAGGUGCAGCCGGAGCUACCAGAACCACCUGUACCACAAGUUCCUUUGCCUACGUCUCCUUUGCAGCCAGCGGCCCCGCCAAGCAGGGCCACCACCGAGGAGCCGGACGUGGAGGCUCCAGCAAGAGAGCACCGGGUCAGUGAGGCGGUGGAGGCCGCGCGCAGAGCAGCCCGGCUGGAUGGGCACGUCAACCCGCCAGGGCCGGAGCCAGGAUACGGAGCGGCGCGGCAACCGCCGCCAGCGGCGAGACUACAAGCGGCCACGCCGUACCACCGCGAGGCCCUCGAGGACGACUUCUUCGAGCAGAGCGGCCAAAGGCAACAACCACCUCACCGGGACCACUGGGAAUUCUUCUCAGGCGAGGGCAGGCUUAGGCGCCACCACGUGAAAUGGAGGUCCUCUCAGUUUUCUCCAUGGGAAGCCUCCCAGCUGCCAGUGGCGCUGCACCUCUUGAGCUCGGAGAGGACUACGUGCCGAAAGUUCAAGAAGGGCGACGUGGACGAGAUCUCCGACCACUGGCGCGAGCUUAAGCCAAGCAAGCGCGCCCCGGCAAAGUGGCGUGGCUAUACGGACUUCUUCCUCACCAAGAAGGGCCUGAAGGAAGCGAAGGUCCUGAUAGAGCAGGGGGCCUUGCAGGACGACGCCACCGAGCUCUACUUCCACGAGGGCGGCUUCGAGGUCUUCGCCGCCAAGAAGACGGCCAGCGACGAGGUCAAGGAAAAGGACAUCUCCCAAGAGGAGUGGCCCUCCUGGAUUCGAGGUGCCGUGGUUCUUCGCACUUUGGAGGAGAGCCGCGUGAUCUGGGACCAGCUGGCUCGCGAGGUGAUCGACAGCCGAAUUGUGCGUCGUCGGAAACCCGGCGAGCAGUUGGGGGAGGAGGCGUCAUUGAAGUCACGCUGGGUUGUGCGUGGAGAUCAAGACCCAGACUCGGCCGACAUCGAGGUGUACGCGCCGACGGUCUGCACGCAAAACUUGCAGGUACUCUUGCAGACGGUGACCUCGCUGGGCAUGGCAGGCAGUUGCGGCGACCUAAAGGCGGCGUUCACUCAAUCGGCGCCGCUGGUCCGCGCAGGAGGCCGACUGUUUGUGCGGAUUCCCCGCAACGGUGGGCCACCGGGCGCUCACGAGGAGCAGCUGUUGGAGAUUGUCAAAGGCAUCUAUGGCCUAGUGGACGGGCCGCGACACUGGAGGGCUACGCUGAAGGACUUCGUGGUGAAGGACCUGGAGUACCAGCAGUCGAGGCUGGACCCCACAAUAUUUCUACUCUUUUCCGAGCACGCUCUAGAAGGGGUCCUGGUGAUCGAGGUGGACGAUAUCCUCAGCUUCGGCCACAAGACCCACGACGCAAAGAUGCAGCAACUACGUUCCCGGUUCAAGUUCAAUGGGAGAAGGGUGCAACAAGGCCACGACUACGUGCUGAAGGUCGACAUGGCGAAGUUUGUGGAGGAGCGGCUGGCGCCGCUCACCUUGGAGCGUGGGAGAAAGAGCAAGCCGGACGAGCCGGUCACCGAGGACGAGCGACAAAGGGCUCGCGGGCUUUUGGGCUCACUGGCUUGGCUGGCUAAAGAAGGCCGGCCAGACGUGGCUGGAGCUACAAGCAUGCUGGCGUCGAGAAUCGGGUCCCUCAAGGUACGGGACCUUAUCGAGCUGAACCGCGCAGUCGAGGAGGCCAAGAAGCUCAGGGACCUCACGCUGUGCUUCUACCCCAUCAAGCCGCAGGACUUAGGGUGGGGAGCGAUCACCGACGCCUCUUGGGCGAACCACUCAGAUGGCUCCUCCCAAGGAGCUCUGGCAAUCAUCGCCUUCGACCGGGCGAUCCUAGACGGCCGGCGAGCACCAUGCUCGUUGAUCUGGUGGAAGUCGGCCAAGCUCAAGCGCAAGGUGGGCUCGACACUUGCAGCGGAAACGCAGUCUCUGCUGAAGGGACUGGGGGAGCUCAUGUGGGCCAAAGCGAUUCAUGGGGAGCUCAUGGAUCCGGGGUUCUCGUUGGAGAAGUUUCGGGCCAGUGUUCAGGCCCAAGCCGACAUAGUGCUGCAGAAGACGGACGCGGACCCCAAGCUCAAGGACUCCCUGGCGGUGGUGGACGCUAAAAGCUUGUACGACAACCUGAUGAAGGAAGGGGCGCAGGCCCAGGACAAGUUCACCGCGCUGGACAUCGACGGCCUGGGGGUGCAAGUGUGCUGGGUGGAGCACCAGAGCAUGCCGGUGGACAGCCUCACCAAAAUCGGCGCCGGCAAGGACUGUCUGCUCGACCUAAUCCAGACCGGCACCUUCAAGCUCGAGGCGGA
Symbiodinium necroappetens is the source of this 6479-nucleotide messenger RNA. The record is from the annotation of a GenBank genome assembly. Lineage: Eukaryota; Dinophyceae; Suessiales; Symbiodiniaceae.